CCUAUUACAAGCCAGCUUGCUGCAUCUGGUGAGCACCGCCCUUGUUUGUGGUCACCUACUACGUGAGCGACUGUUCAUUGUUUCUGCACAUUAAGACUGAGAGUUAAAGUGUAUUUUCACGGAAUUCAUUCCAAUCUCCGGUGUGGAGAUCACUGGAGAAUAAAUAGCCUUUCUCUGCAGAUAUCGCCGCUGGCGUUGGAGUCGAUUCUUGUGUUUGCUGAAAGGAGUCUUGGUACAUCUCAGCUCCUAGCGCCAGGGGUUGUGUCGGUCCAGUGAGGUUCUGUGUCAGGGAGGAGCUCCAAGCAAGACCAUUCGUCCCAUCGCCAACGCUGCAAUCCCUUUACAGCUGUAGACGGUCGCUUCCUCGAUCGAUAUCGCCGCUGCCGUUGGAGUCGAUUCUUGUGUUUGCUGAAAGGAGUCUUGGUACAUCUCAGCUCCUAGCGCCGGGGGUUGUGUCGGUCCAGUGAGGUUCUGUGUCAGGGAGGAGCUCCAAGCAAGACCAUUUGUCCCAUUGCCAACGCUGCAAUCCCUUUACAGCUGUAGACGGUCGCUUCUUCGAUCGAUCACUGGAUUUUGUUGACUGUCCAUUUCCGGUUCAGUGAUGAGUGAGUGCUUGCAACUGGCCACUCUGGGCCGGCCUUUCCAGUUGGGAAUGCUGUACGACUGCCGAUCAGAUGCUCUGAUCCCAGGCAUCACCUUGUGGGACUUCCAGACACUGCAGAGCAACCUUGAUCGUCGUGACCAGCCCAGCACUGAGUUUCACAUCAUUGCAUCAGACUCCAUGGAGAAGAAAGCCAAUGCCCUCAAUGUGUCAGGGUCACUGAAAGCGAGUUUCCUGGGUGGGUUAGUAGAGGUGAAAGGGUCGGCAAAAUAUCUCAGAGACACAAAGGAAUCAGAGCAACAAGCACGAGUUACCCUUCAGUACAAAGCAACAACCAGGUUUGAACAACUGAUGAUGAGUCACUUAGGGAGACAGAAUAUUACCUACCCGAGUGUGUUUGAUGAGGGCUCAGCCACCCAUGUCAUUACAGCAGUGCUGUAUGGGGCCCAGGCCUUCUUUGUGUUUGAUCAAGUGGCUUCUUCAGCAGAGAACAUACAGAAUAUUCAGGGCAACAUGGAGGUGAUGAUUCAACUUCUUCCUCAGAUUGCGAUCGAGGGAGAGGCCUCCCUAGAAAUGACAGAAGAACAAAAGUCACAUGCCGAGAAAUUUAACUGCACCUUUUAUGGGGAUUUCUCACUGAAGAACAAUCCCACCACCUUCAAAGACGCCAUCAAUAUCUACGCAACACUUCCAAACCUCCUGGGUCCAGAUGGAGAACAUUCAGUGCCCAUCACAGUCUGGCUCUAUCCUCUCAAUAAACUCGACUCAAAAGCUGCCCAGUUGGUGAGGGAGAUCAGCGUGGGACUGGUCAAUCGCUGCCAGGAUGUCCUAGAACAGCUCAGUGAGGCCGCGAUGAGGUGCAAUGACCUGAUGAAAGACAGUGUCCCAGUUCAGUUUCCCGAGAUCGGGGACAGGAUACUUCAAUUCCAAGAGAUGUGUCUGCAGUAUAAACUGGUUUUCCAAAGGACCUUAGCCAGAGUUUUGCCGUCCAUUCGGGGCGGUGAGAAGGAGGAAGGGUUGCUGACGGACAUAUUGAAGAACAGGGAGCAGUCACCAUUUAAACACCAAGCACUGACCACAUGGCUGGAUGACAAGGAAUCGGAGAUGAUGGUUGUGGGACGUUGCCUCAGGAUAAUGAAAGACAUACCUGUUGUGAAAUCAAGGAGAGAGUUGCAUGAAGUGUUGAAGGGUCCAGUAACAGACUACGUGGUCUGCUUCACAUUCACAACACUGCAUCAGGAGGAUCUUUACCUGUCAGAGGCAAACAACUACCUCCAAUCUCCCACAGCUCAGAAAAUGGAGACACAACCUCCUGUUGAUGGAGCCUGUACAAAACGACAAAGUGACUCCUGGUUUAACUUGCCAUCUGUAUCCCAGCAGAUGAGGAAGACAUCAGGAUCAUUCCUGGACUUUGCCACCGCCAAUAUAGCAGAUGGGAAAAUAAAAUUUGCUGUUGGAUCUGUGAGGGAUGACAGCAACAUAGGAGCGUCAAUUUACCUGUAUGAUGGAGGAUGUCUGGAGAACCAGUGCUUUGUUCCUCUGUCACAGCCCGAGAUACCUACAUCUAGUAGAACAACACAUGACAGUGUGACUCUGCAGUUACAGCCUCCAACAUUUGGUGCCGGUGAGAUUGUGGGCUACAAGGUAGAGUACCGAGGUAGCCAGCAGGAGGAAUGGACAAUUCUGGAUACUCCUGAUCAAUGCCACUCCUUCACAAUACCUGGGUUACAGCCACACCAGGAGUAUCACUUCCGAUACAGAGCAGUGACCAAGGUAGGGGUCAGCAAGGCUAGUGAGAGCUACAAGAGCAUCACCCAGCCAGCAAGUCCACCUGGUAAUCCGGUCUUCCAGGAUUGUUCAUCCAGCCCAACACUGCACUCCACAACCAUCUAUCGAGUCCCCGUGUCUGCUGACUGUGGUGAAACAGGGUCUAGUGAAGCAAGAGCAGGUAGCUGA
This is a messenger RNA of Amblyraja radiata (thorny skate), 2557 nucleotides long. Its product is annotated as stonustoxin subunit alpha-like. The transcript is spliced from 5 exons. The record is from RefSeq and is a predicted model, not a curated record. Bases 602 to 2557 code for a protein of 651 amino acids. Gene Ontology annotation, molecular function: protein binding. Lineage: Eukaryota; Metazoa; Chordata; Chondrichthyes; Rajiformes; Rajidae.